UUGGGCGACGGUUUGAAGAGGAAAGGUGUACACGAUGAGCGCCGAUUGGAGCAAAUGGCGAAGCGGGCGAAGUCCAAGUGGGAGCGAGGAUAGUGGGGACGAUGGACAUGAAUAUUCCGACCGUCGUGUUUAUGGAGAUUCUGACCGGCAUGGAGCCUCUGCCCGGUAUGGAGAUUCUGACCGGCAUGGAGCCUCUGCCCGGUAUGGAGAUUCUGACCGGCAUGGAGCCUCUGCCCGGUAUGGAGAUUCUGACCGGCAUGGAGCCUCUGCCCGGUAUGGAGAUGCUGACAACUAUCGUGGAAAGUCUUCGGAAUAUGAGGCCAACAGCUCAGAGAAUAGCGACGACUACGACCAAGAAGGACACCAACAUCCCAGACGACAUGGUCAACCUGCGGUUUUUAACCAACAAAAAUCUUCACGACGCUCUGUCCCCCAAGAGUCAGAGGAAGAAAGUGAGGACCAAGAAACUCAGUGGCUGGUUAAUUUUCUUGCAAGAGAACCAAACUUCCAAGCAAAAAUGCUAACUGUUAUUAAACAAGGUAUACAACUGAAAUAUUUAGAUAUUAUGAUUCAGCAAAACACACACAUCUUCCAAGAAACAGAAGACUAUGUAAAAUUGAGACCUCGGAUUAAGACAUGUGUCUGGUUUUUGUCACCCCGAGGAUGUAGUUCAAGGUCAAGUUAUAGGUGCAGUGAUUUGCAUAUAUGCCCACACUACAUUUCUGGUUCUUGCAAAAAUAACAGUUGUUCCAAUGGGCAUGAUUUGAGCACUUAUCACAAUAAGCUAAUUUUACAGCCGUAUUGUUUGAGAUAUAUUGACUCAGAUCUUCUAAGAAAAAUCUUGCAAAUCUCUCUUGCUGAUGUGGAUGACGAGAAAGACGAUGAGCCUCUCAUCAUAUGUAAACAUUACAACAAGGGUAAAUGUUUUGACAAGAAAUGUAAAUAUCUUCACUUCUGCAUAUAUCAUCUGGAAAGUAGGCUUAAGUGCAUGGGUCGUACAUGCAACCUGAACCAUUCUUUUACGGACCAGUAUUGCACUGACAUUCUUGAAAGAAAAGGUAUUAGCACUAAUGAGUCUCCAAAGGACAUUUUAACUGAAAUUUUUACCCGUUUCCCUGAAUUGGAAAAAUCCAACAGGCAAACUUCAGUGAGAACCAAAUCCUCGCAUCAACGCGCAUCUCCAUCCCCCUCUCCGCCUCAGAAUCGCAGAGCACAUCGAGGACCUGCUGCUGGGAAUCAAUGGACUACUGAAGCUUCUGAGUUCGAAGGAAAUCUAGACAUAGUUGAGAUUUGUCACAGAUCAGUGAAAAAUAAGUGUCACAAUGAUUAUUGUCAGCGACUCCAUUCCGACUUACCCUUUCAUUGGCAGGUAAGCGCUGAUGGUGUUAAUUGGUUCAACCUCCAUAAAUCCCUCGUUAUCCAUUUGGAAAAAGAAUUUUCUGAUCCAUAUAUAGAGAGAACUACCCUUCCUGAACCAAAGGGCAGAGAUGUACAUAAGAAACUUCUUAAACUCCUGGGCACAAGCAAAUGCGAAGCAGACUUUGAAGACAUGGAAAUUAGUAGUCCUGGUUUAAGGACACCAUUACAGCUACGACAUAUAGCCCUAGAACGAGGGAGUAGCGAUGCAGAUAAGUUGUUCUUGUGGUAUUUCUUGGAUGAGAAUCAUAGGUGGGUGCAGUAUGGAGAAGUAGACACAACAAGGAGAGACAUUCCUGAAAAGCAGCAUAACCUCAAAAGACAUAGAACAGCAGUUUAUUCGAAGCCCUCAAAAACCGAUGUACUUCAAGAAUAAUUUGUUUACUUAUGAACUUGACUUCAUUCAAAUGGAGCAGAAGAACAAUAACACAAACGUUGUUCGGGCUGUAAGACGCCGUCCAGUACCCCCUCAGGCGUCACCAUGGUAUUCUUGGAUUGGUAAUUAUAUAGGACAAACUUAGGAGUGAGAGCGUCUUCUUCGUAGGAGAGAGAGAGAGAGAGAGAGAGAGAGAGAGAGAGAGAGAGAGAGAGAGAGAGAGAGAGAGAGA
Messenger RNA from Penaeus chinensis, 2024 nucleotides. RefSeq lists its product as uncharacterized. The coding region runs from base 35 to 1792 and encodes 585 amino acids. The record is from RefSeq and is a predicted model, not a curated record. Gene Ontology annotation, molecular function: metal ion binding. The transcript has 4 exons. NCBI's taxonomy places the organism in Eukaryota, Metazoa, Arthropoda, Malacostraca, Decapoda, Penaeidae.